CAGAAAGUUCCUCCCGCAUAUAUAUACUGAUCUUCCAAAGCUUUCUUCUCCAACCAAAACUCAACCCGCUCUCUCCUUCCGCCAAAAAGAGAAGGCAGAAAAGGGCAAGUAUUCAGAGAGACGGAAGAGCGUAAGAGAGAAAAGUUCAACGCAAAAAAAAAAAGCCACAGACUUUCCGGUCUAGCUCCCAAAUUUUGUUAGGUGGUAGCGAGCAGAAAUUCGUCCUAGUGAUUUGCUGCAACUCGGCAGAGCAUAUAUAAUUUCCGGGGAGGAAAAAGAGAAACAGAGUACUGAAGUAGGGAAGAAAUGGAGGGAACGGAGCGGGCGAGGGCAUCGGGUCGGAGGCCGGGUCACAGCAUGACCCGAAGCAUAAGCCGGAGCCUGAGCCGGGCGAGCUGGGGGAUGGAGGAGGUUUUCUCCGCCGGCUCCGGCAGGCACUCCCGGCGGAGCAGCAUGCACGCCGACGAGGACGAGGAAGCACUGAAGUGGGCCGCCAUCGAGCGCCUCCCGACUUACGACCGCCUCCGAACCACCAUCAUGAAAUCCUUCGUCGAGGAUAACAACAACAACAACAGCAAUUUUCACAAGCAAAUCGACGUCGCCAGGCUGGGCGACACCGACCGCCAGCAGUUCAUCGACCAGAUAUUUAAGGUCGCCGAGGAAGACAACGAGAAGUUCUUGAAGAAGUUCAGACAGAGAAUUGACAAGGUUGGGAUAAAGCUGCCGACGGUGGAAGUAAGGUUCGAGCACUUGACCAUAGAGGCCGACUGCUACAUCGGCGACAGAGCUCUGCCGACGCUGCCGAACGUGGCGAGGAACAUAGUCGAGUCGGGGCUGAACAAGAUCGGAAUCCAUUUGGCCAAACGGACCAAGCUCACCAUCCUAAACGAUAUCUCCGGCAUCAUCAAACCUUCCAGGAUGGCAUUGUUGUUGGGUCCGCCUUCUUCCGGGAAAACGAGCCUUCUGCUUGCAUUGGCCGGGAAAUUAGACCCAAGUCUCCAGGUGAAAGGAGAGAUAACUUACAAUGGGCUAGGGAUGAACGAGUUUGUGCCAAGGAAGACGUCGGCAUACAUUAGCCAGAACGAUGUGCAUGUUGCUGAGAUGACUGUCAAGGAGACCCUGGACUUUUCUGCUAGGUGCUUAGGUGUCGGGACGCGAUACGACCUUCUAAGUGAGUUGGCAAGGAGAGAGAAGGAAGCUGGGAUAUUCCCAGAAGCUGAAGUGGACCUUUUCAUGAAGGCAACAGCAAUGAAAGGGGUUGAAAACAGCCUCAAUACAGAUUACACUCUCAAAAUACUUGGGCUUGACAUAUGCAAGGACACCAUUGUAGGAGAUGCCAUGAUAAGAGGAAUAUCUGGCGGACAAAAGAAAAGAGUCACUACAGGUGAGAUGAUCGUGGGGCCCACGAAGACGCUGUUCAUGGACGAGAUAUCGACGGGCCUCGACAGCUCCACAACGUACCAAAUCGUGAAGUGCCUGCAGCAGAUCGCACACCUCACCGACGCCACCAUCUUCAUGUCCCUACUCCAGCCCGCUCCAGAGACGUUCGAUCUCUUCGAUGACAUCAUCCUCCUAUCCGAGGGCCAGAUCGUCUACCAGGGCCCACGCGAACACAUCCUCGAAUUCUUCGCCACGUGUGGCUUCCGCUGCCCCGAACGUAAAGGCACCGCUGAUUUCUUGCAAGAGGUCACGUCAAGGAAAGACCAAGAGCAAUACUGGGGCCAUAGGGACAAGCCAUACCAGUUCGUAUCAGUGUCCGACUUCGUGGCACAUUUCAAGAGGUUCCACGUUGGAAUGCGACAGGACAACGAGCUUUCGGUGCCAUUCGACAAGUCGCAGGGGCACAAGGCGGCGUUGGUGUACGAGAAGUACACCGUCCCAAAGUUGGACCUGCUAAAGGCUAGCUGGGACAAGGAGUGGCUGCUGAUGCAGAGGAACUCGGUGGUCUACAUCUCCAAGACCAUCCAGAUGAUCGUCGUCGCUCUGAUUGCAUCCACCGUGUUCCUUAGGACCAGGAUGCACCAAAGGAACGAGGAUGAUGGAGCUGCAUACAUUGGUGCAUUGAUUUUCGCCAUGAUUCACAACAUGUUCAAUGGGUUCGCUGAGCUGUCCCUCAUGAUCAAGAGGCUUCCUGUGUUCUACAAGCAGAGGGAUCUGUUGUUCCAGCCCGCGUGGACGUUUACCUUGCCCACGUUCUUGCUCGGGGUGCCUGCUUCGCUGUUGGAGUCCACGGUCUGGAUGGUUGUGACUUAUUACACCAUUGGAUAUGCUCCUGAAGCUAGCCGAAUGAUUUUUUGCAUUGGCAGGUUCUUCAAGCAGUUUCUGGUGAUUUUUCUGAUCCAACAAAUGGCUGCUGGCACAUUUAGGCUCAUUGCAGGAGUAUGCAGGACAUUUAUCAUUGCCAACACUGGAGGAGCUCUAACUCUUUUGCUUAUCUUCUUGCUUGGAGGCUUUCUUCUGCCGAAAGGACAAAUUCCGGUAUGGUGGGAGUGGGCUCACUGGGUCUCACCAUUGACGUAUGGAUACAAUGCAUUGGCCGUGAAUGAAAUGACUGCUCCAAGGUGGAUGAACCGAUUGGCAUCAAAUAACGUCACCAGCUUAGGCAUACAAGUGCUUGAGAAUUUCGACAUUCCAACGAACAAGAACUGGUACUGGAUUGGAACAGCCUCUCUUUUAGGAUUUGCAGUCCUGACCAAUGUCCUCUUCACAUUUGCCUUGAUGUACUUUAGUCCUCCUGGGAAACCACAAGCCGUAAUCUCAGAGGAAACUGCAAGAGAAAUGGAGGGUGACUCCAAGCGAACUCCAAGGCUCUUGAGGUUGGAGUCAGACAAAGAUGCAUUGUCUAGAUCAUUGUCUAGUGCCGACGGAAACAACUCGAGAGAAAUGGCAACGAUGAGGAUGGGAAGCCACGCCAACAAUCGAAACGGCUCGAUAAAUGGUGAUUCCUCAGCUCUAGAUACAGCCAGCGGUGUUUCUGCCAAGAGAGGAAUGGUCCUUCCUUUCACUCCUCUGGCCAUGUCGUUCGACAGUGUCAACUACUAUGUAGACAUGCCACCAGAAAUGAAGGAGCAAGGAGUGGCAGAGGACAGGCUUCAAUUGCUACGUGAGGUGACAGGCUCGUUCCGUCCUGGAGUCCUCACGGCACUGAUGGGAGUUAGUGGUGCUGGAAAGACGACGUUGAUGGAUGUUCUGGCAGGGAGAAAGACAGGCGGAUAUAUUGAAGGUGACAUCAGAAUUUCAGGGUUCCCUAAGAAGCAAGAAACUUUUGCAAGAAUUUCAGGAUACUGUGAGCAGACAGAUAUCCAUUCUCCUCAAGUGACCAUAAGAGAAUCCUUGAUCUUCUCUGCUUUUCUUAGGUUGCCUAAGGAAGUCAGCAAAGAGGAAAAGAUGAAAUUUGUUGAUGAGGUGAUGGAAUUGGUGGAGCUGGAGAGUCUGAAAGAUGCCAUUGUCGGGCUUCCGGGGGUUUCUGGUUUAUCGACUGAACAAAGGAAGAGGCUGACAAUUGCAGUGGAGCUUGUUGCCAAUCCUUCAAUCAUUUUCAUGGAUGAACCAACAUCUGGUCUUGAUGCAAGAGCUGCUGCUAUUGUCAUGAGAACCGUUAGAAACACUGUGGACACUGGGAGAACAGUUGUUUGCACCAUUCACCAGCCUAGCAUUGACAUCUUUGAAGCUUUCGACGAGUUGUUGUUGAUGAAGAGAGGAGGACAAGUGAUCUACGCAGGACCAUUAGGCCGAAACUCCCACAAGAUUGUUGAGUACUUUGAGUCGAUUCCCGGAGUCCCUAAAAUCAAAGACAUGUACAAUCCAGCCACUUGGAUGCUUGAAGUCAGCUCAAUAUCAGCUGAGGUUCGCCUUGGAAUGGACUUUGCGGAGCAUUACAAACAAUCAUCAUUGGCCCAGAGGAACAAGGCAUUAGUGAAGGAGUUGAGCACGCCACCACAAGGAGCGAAAGAUCUUUACUUUGCAACUCAAUUCUCUCAACCCACAUGGGGACAAUUCAAGUCUUGCCUGUGGAAACAAUGGUGGACAUAUUGGAGAAGCCCUGAUUAUAACCUUGUCAGAUUCUUCUUCACAUUGGCUGCUGCACUCAUGGUUGGGACUAUCUUCUGGAAAGUUGGCACCAAGAAGGAUAGCAGCAGUGAUCUCACCAUGGUCAUUGGAGCUAUGUAUGCUUCUGUCUUGUUCAUCGGAAUCAACAACUGCUCGUCGGUGCAGCCUAUCGUAGCAGUGGAGAGGACUGUGUUUUAUCGAGAAAGAGCAGCCGGAAUGUACUCAGAAUUGCCAUAUGCACUAUCACAGGUUGUGUCUGAGAUACCAUAUGUUUUUGUUCAAACAACAUACUACACACUCAUUGUGUAUGCAAUGAUGUCAUUCCAAUGGACAGCAGCAAAGUUCGCGUGGUUUUUCUUCAUCAGCUUCUUCUCAUUCCUCUACUUCACUUACUAUGGUAUGAUGACUGUCUCAGUGACACCAAACCAUCAAGUGGCAGCCAUCUUUGCAGCGACAUUCUACGCGCUAUUCAACCUCUUCUCUGGCUUCUUCAUCCCAAGGCCGAGGAUCCCAAAGUGGUGGGUAUGGUACUACUGGAUCUGCCCCGUGGCAUGGACAGUGUACGGAUUGAUCCUGUCGCAGUAUGGAGAUGUUGAGGACACCAUUACCGUGCCUGGAAUGUCGCCUGACCCUACAAUCAAGUGGUAUGUGGAGAACCAUUUCGGUUAUGACCCGAACUUCAUGGCUCCUGUUGCUAUUGUCCUGGUUGCCAUCACUUCCUUCUUUGCCUUUGUCUAUGCUUAUUGCAUCAAGACACUCAACUUCCAAUCAAGAUGAAGAAGUUGAAAGAGAGAAGAGACGGUUCUUGAAGGAGAGUAAAUUCAGAAGAGGACAUCCAUUUGUUGUAGAUAAUGUAGUAGCAGCAACUAUAUAAAGUGAUCUGCUUUAAAUGUGCAAAGAAAGACUUCAUAGUAGUAUGUUUUUGAGUUAGGAAUUAGGGGGAAAAUGGGGAAUGUGGAACUUUGGGGAAUGGAUUUUAUUUGUAAAUGGGAAUCUAAGUGUAUUCUCUUUUUUGGUUAUGUACUGAAGAAUGUAUUUCUUGUUUUAUUGAGUUGUUUUGUACUUUUGUUCCAUUCCAUGAUAUAUAAAUUAGAGAUAGCAAAUACUCGGAUUUAGGACAAA
Messenger RNA from Linum tenue, 5172 nucleotides. The record is from the annotation of a GenBank genome assembly. Lineage: Eukaryota; Viridiplantae; Streptophyta; Magnoliopsida; Malpighiales; Linaceae.